This is a messenger RNA of Paracoccidioides brasiliensis Pb18, 786 nucleotides long. RefSeq lists its product as uncharacterized. The transcript has 2 exons. The record is from RefSeq and is a predicted model, not a curated record. Bases 1 to 786 code for a protein of 261 amino acids.
AUGCAGCUCCAGAAUCUAUUGACACUUAUUUCUCUCUUUGCGACCUUAGUCGCAGGAGCACCGGCUUCACCAGAUACUCGUUCGGAAGCUAACAUACCGGUUCUGUCAAUGGUAGCCAAACGUUCUGAUGCCGAUGCGGCCACUAAAUACGUAGUCGACAAGCGUUCUGACGCUGAUACCGCCACUAAAUACGUCGUUGACAAGCGAUCCGACGCUGAUGCUGCCACUAAAUAUGUUGUCGACAGGCGAUCCGACGCUGAUGCUGCCACUAAAUACGUCGUCGACAAGCGUUCUGAUGCCGACGCUGCAACUAAAUAUGUCGUUGACAAGCGAUCCGACGCGGAUGCGGCCACUAAAUAUGUCGUCGACAAGCGUUCUGAUGCCGACGCCGCCACUAAAUAUGUAGUUGACAAGCGAUCCGACGCGGAUGCGGCCACUAAAUACGUCGUCGACAAGCGUUCUGAUGCCGACGCUGCAACUAAAUAUGUCGUUGACAAGCGAUCCGACGCGGAUGCGGCCACUAAAUAUGUCGUCGACAAGCGUUCUGACGCCGACGCCGCCACUAAAUAUGUAGUUGACAAGCGAUCUGACGCCGACGCCGCCACUAAAUACGUCGUCGACAAGCGAUCCGACGCGGAUGCGGCCACUAAAUACGUCGUUGACAAGCGAUCCGACGCGGAUGCGGCCACUAAAUACGUCGUCGACAAGCGAUCCGACGCUGACGCCGCCACUAAAUACGUCGUCGACAAGCGUUCCGGCGCUGCGGCUCGUUAUGUCGUUGACUAA